AGUUCAUCUUCUUCUCUCUUCCUCUCUUCCUCUCUCUUCCUCGUCAUCCAUCUUCCGCCAUGAAGCUUAUGAAAAUCAACAGCCUCAGUCCCAAGCGCCUCUUCCGCUCCAAGAAGGACCGCUCCGCCGUCUCCCGCUCCGACCCUCCCUCCUUCGGCUCCGGAACCGCGUCCUCUUCCUCCUCCGAUUCCCUCCACAAGCCUGGUGGUCCUGCCGCCACUCCGACCAGCGUCCUGCCGGGGGACUGGUCGGAGUUCUCUUCUGUCGACAUGGCGCAGGCCUUUAGGCUGAUCGACAGAGACAACGACGGAGUGGUCUCGAGAACAGAGCUGGAGGCUCUGCUGAAGCGGCUGCUGGGGGCGGAGCCGCCGACCCAGGAGGAGGUGGCGAUGAUGCUGAGCGAGGUCGACGGCGACGGCGACGGCUGCAUACCCCUGGAGGCUCUUUUACACCGGUUCGGACCGGGUUGCGAGCCGGCGGCCGACUCGGAGCUGCGGGAGGCGUUUGAGGUGUUCGACACGGAUCACGACGGGAAGAUAUCCGCGGAGGAGCUGUUGAGCGUGUUCACGGCGAUAGGGGACGAACGGUGCACGUUAGAGGAGUGCCGGCGCAUGAUUGCGGAGGUCGAUAAGAACGGGGACGGCUUCGUCUGCUUUCAGGACUUUGCUCGUAUGAUGGACCUGCAGCGAUGAACUACACUCUUUCUCUUUGUAUUUAUUUUUGGAAUCCUAUAAAAAAAAUGGAGGAAAUGAUCAGAGAAUCAGACGGUGUUAGUGUUCAUAAUUUGCGUUUCAGAUAAGAUGUGGUUGAUUUUCUGCACAUGAUGUUCUUUUCCGGUGAAUUGGGUCAUGUUUCUGUUCUUUUCUUCUGUCCUCCAUUUUCGUGGGUGGAGGAAUAUAAUAUAAUAUAUGAU
This is a messenger RNA of Fragaria vesca subsp. vesca, 913 nucleotides long. RefSeq names its product probable calcium-binding protein CML36-like. NCBI's taxonomy places the organism in Eukaryota, Viridiplantae, Streptophyta, Magnoliopsida, Rosales, Rosaceae. The record is from RefSeq and is a predicted model, not a curated record. Gene Ontology annotation, molecular function: calcium ion binding. The transcript has a single exon. Bases 60 to 692 code for a protein of 210 amino acids.